This is a messenger RNA of Sturnus vulgaris (Common starling), 5467 nucleotides long. The record is from RefSeq and is a predicted model, not a curated record. NCBI's taxonomy places the organism in Eukaryota, Metazoa, Chordata, Aves, Passeriformes, Sturnidae.
AAAUGUUUCCCUUUGGUUUUAUUUUAUGUAUUUAUUUUCAUUUAUGCAACUGGUGCUGUUGGGCAGGCUGGGACUGGGCAGGGGAUGCCACGUCAGUGGUAAAAGUAGGGAAAUUUAACAGCAACUUCUUUUUUUGCUGCUUGCAGUGCCACAGCUCUGCCUGCACAGCAUUCAAGCCUUUCCAGUUCACCUCUGGGAAUUAAUGCAGUUGGUUGUUUACAGCUUCCAGGGCUGUUCAUGUGUGUGAGAAGGAGAGCAUGUGAGUGUCAGCAUCCGUCAUACUUCUCUAAUCAAGCUGCUUCAGGAGAUAUUCUUGAUAGCACCGCUUUGCAUUUCGGGGCACACGCUUUCACCCGGGGCUGCUAAAGCUGCACUGCAGCACCCCGCUGUUCUGUCUGAGAUAGUUUUGCAUUGAGUUAAGAGAGAAGUGCCUCUUUGUUGUAUUUGUAUUUGUUGUAGAAGUUGUAUUGUAGAAGUUGUAUUUCUUAUUCUGCAUUCCUGCUCUGCUGUUGAAUCACAGAAGGAGAGAGAUGACAUAGAGAUCAGGGGGACUGAACACCUGCAGCCAUGACGACCCACGUCACUCUCGAGGAUGCCUUGUCCAACGUGGACCUGCUGGAGGAGCUGCCCCUGCCAGACCAGCAGCCAUGCAUCGAGCCUCCUCCCUCCUCCAUCAUGUACCAGGCUAAUUUUGACACAAACUUUGAAGACAGGAACGCCUUUGUGACAGGCAUUGCCAGGUACAUCGAGCAGGCCACGGUGCACUCCAGCAUGAAUGAGAUGCUGGAAGAAGGCCACGAGUACGCCGUGAUGCUCUACACGUGGAGGAGCUGCUCACGAGCCAUCCCUCAGGUGAAAUGUAAUGAACAGCCAAACCGAGUGGAGAUUUAUGAGAAAACAGUGGAAGUCCUGGAGCCAGAAGUCACCAAGCUUAUGAAGUUCAUGUAUUUUCAGCGCAAGGCCAUCGAGCGGUUCUGCAGCGAGGUGAAGCGCCUGUGCCACGCUGAGAGGAGGAAGGACUUCGUGUCUGAGGCCUAUCUCCUCACUCUGGGCAAGUUCAUCAACAUGUUUGCUGUCCUGGACGAGCUGAAGAACAUGAAGUGCAGCGUCAAAAAUGAUCAUUCUGCUUACAAAAGAGCUGCCCAGUUCCUGAGGAAGAUGGCAGACCCCCAGUCCAUCCAGGAGUCCCAGAACCUCUCCAUGUUCCUGGCAAACCACAACCGCAUCACUCAGUGUCUGCACCAACAGCUAGAGGUUAUCCCUGGCUAUGAGGAGCUGCUGGCUGAUAUUGUCAACAUCUGUGUGGAUUACUAUGAAAACAAGAUGUAUCUCACCCCCAGUGAGAAGCACAUGCUCUUAAAGGUGAUGGGGUUUGGCCUGUAUCUCAUGGAUGGGAAUGUCAGCAACAUUUACAAGCUGGAUGCCAAGAAGAGAAUCAACCUUAGCAAAAUAGACAAAUUCUUCAAGCAGCUGCAGGUGGUUCCUUUAUUCGGCGAUAUGCAGAUAGAACUGGCCAGAUACAUUAAGACCAGUGCUCACUAUGAGGAGAACAAAUCCAAGUGGACGUGCACUCAGAGCAGCAUCAGCCCCCAGUACAACAUCUGUGAGCAGAUGGUGCAGAUCAGGGACGACCACAUCCGCUUCAUCUCGGAGCUGGCGCGCUACAGCAACAGCGAGGUGGUCACUGGCUCAGGCCUGGACAGCCAGAAGUCAGAUGAGGAGUACAGGGAGCUCUUUGACCUGGCCCUAAGGGGGCUGCAGCUUCUGUCCAAGUGGAGUGCCCACGUCAUGGAAGUGUACUCUUGGAAGCUGGUUCAUCCCACAGAUAAGUUCUGUAACAAGGAUUGCCCAGGAACAGCAGAGGAGUAUGAGAGAGCCACCCGGUACAACUACACCAGUGAGGAGAAGUUUGCCUUUGUGGAAGUGAUUGCCAUGAUCAAAGGCUUGCAGGUGCUGAUGGGGAGGAUGGAGAGCGUCUUCAACCAGGCCAUCCGCAACACCAUCUACGCUGCCCUGCAGGACUUUGCCCAGGUCACCCUGAGGGAGCCCCUCCGACAGGCUGUCAGGAAGAAGAAGAAUGUUCUGAUCAGUGUCCUUCAGGCAAUUCGGAAGACAAUCUGUGACUGGGAGGGAGGUCGAGAGCCUCCAAAUGAUCCUUGCCUGAGGGGUGAGAAGGAUCCCAAAGGUGGAUUUGAUAUUAAAGUCCCACGACGAGCUGUAGGACCAUCAAGCACACAGCUUUACAUGGUGAGGACCAUGCUGGAGUCCCUCAUAGCAGACAAGAGUGGCUCGAAGAAGACUCUGAGGAGCAGCUUGGAUGGGCCAAUAGUCUUGGCCAUUGAGGAGUUCCACAAGCAGUCCUUCUUCUUCACCCACCUUCUCAACAUCAGUGAAGCUCUGCAGCAGUGCUGUGACCUGUCCCAGCUCUGGUUCAGGGAGUUCUUCCUGGAGCUGACCAUGGGCCGCCGCAUCCAGUUCCCCAUCGAGAUGUCCAUGCCCUGGAUCCUCACAGACCAUAUUUUGGAAACCAAAGAACCCUCCAUGAUGGAGUAUGUGCUGUACCCCCUGGACCUCUACAAUGACAGUGCAUACUAUGCUUUGACCAAGUUCAAAAAACAGUUCUUGUAUGAUGAAAUUGAAGCUGAAGUGAAUUUGUGCUUUGAUCAAUUUGUGUACAAGCUGGCAGAUCAGAUCUUUGCCUAUUACAAAGCAAUGGCUGGCAGUGUUUUACUGGACAAACGUUUCCGGGCUGAGUGCAAGAAUUACGGGGUGAUCAUUCCAUACCCACCAUCCAACCGCUACGAAACGCUGCUCAAGCAGAGGCACGUCCAGUUGCUGGGCAGAUCAAUCGACCUGAACAGGCUCAUUACCCAGCGCAUCUCUGCAGCCAUGUACAAAUCAUUAGACCAGGCCAUCAGCCGCUUCGAGAGUGAGGACCUGACAUCCAUCGUGGAGCUGGAGUGGCUCUUGGAAAUCAACCGGCUGACUCACAGGCUGCUGUGCAAGCACAUGACUCUGGACAGCUUCGAUGCCAUGUUCCGCGAGGCCAACCACAACGUGUCCGCGCCCUAUGGGCGCAUCACCCUCCACGUCUUCUGGGAGCUCAACUUCGACUUCCUGCCCAACUACUGCUACAACGGGUCCACCAACAGGUUUGUGAGGACAGCAAUCCCAUUCACACAGGAGCCCCAGCGGGACAAGCCAGCCAACGUCCAGCCCUAUUACCUCUACGGGUCCAAGCCCCUCAACAUUGCCUACAGCCACAUCUACAGCUCCUACCGCAAUUUCGUGGGGCCACCUCACUUCAAAACCAUCUGUCGGCUCCUGGGCUACCAAGGCAUUGCUGUGGUCAUGGAGGAGCUGCUGAAGAUCGUCAAGAGCCUGCUCCAAGGCACCAUCCUGCAGUAUGUGAAGACUCUGAUUGAAGUAAUGCCCAAGAUCUGCCGCUUGCCAAGGCAUGAAUAUGGCUCUCCAGGAAUCCUGGAGUUUUUCCACCAUCAGCUGAAGGACAUCAUUGAGUAUGCAGAGCUGAAGACUGAUGUGUUCCAGAGCCUCAGAGAAGUGGGCAAUGCCAUUCUCUUCUGCCUCCUUAUCGAGCAGGCUUUGUCCCAGGAAGAAGUUUGUGAUUUGCUGCAUGCUGCUCCCUUCCAAAAUAUUUUGCCCAGGGUCUACAUCAAAGAAGGAGAACGCUUGGAGGUGCGCAUGAAGCGUCUCGAAGCCAAGUAUGCCCCACUUCACCUGGUUCCCCUAAUAGAGAGGCUGGGCACUCCUCAGCAAAUCGCCAUUGCCCGGGAGGGGGACCUGCUGACCAAGGAGCGGCUGUGCUGCGGGCUCUCCAUGUUCGAGGUGAUCCUGACGCGCAUCCGGAGUUACCUGCAGGACCCCAUCUGGCGGGGGCCGCCCCCCACCAACGGCGUCAUGCACGUGGACGAGUGCGUGGAGUUCCACCGGCUCUGGAGCGCCAUGCAGUUCGUGUACUGCAUCCCCGUGGGCACCAACGAGUUCACGGCAGAGCAGUGCUUUGGAGAUGGUCUGAACUGGGCAGGUUGCUCUAUCAUUGUUCUCCUCGGGCAGCAGCGGCGCUUUGACCUCUUUGACUUCUGCUACCACCUGCUGAAGGUGCAGAGGCAGGAUGGGAAGGAUGAAAUCAUAAAAAACGUGCCCUUGAAGAAGAUGGCCGACAGGAUCAGGAAGUACCAGAUCCUGAACAACGAGAUCUUUGCCAUCCUGAACAAGUACAUGAAGUCGGUGGAAACAGACAGUUCCACGGUGGAGCACGUGCGCUGCUUCCAGCCCCCCAUCCACCAGUCACUGGCCACCACCUGCUAGUGUGGACACGGAGCCUGCAUGGGCUGGGAAGGGAGCAGGGACUCAACCCAAACCAGCUGGGAGGGGUGAACUUGAUGGUGUGAGGCCUGACAAGGGAGUGAGGCUGGGUCUGCCUCUCCACAGGAGGACACAUCUUCCCCUCAGCCCUGUUUGAGUGCAUGUUCCUCUGUACCAUCCCUGUGAUCCGUUUUACUCGUAGCUUUUGGACUUGAGGGGGGUGGGGGUGGGUGGGCAAAAUGUGCUUUUCUUCCAUGAAGUGGUCCAGUUUUUCCCUGUGAUUCACCCAGUCCACACAUCGCUCUGAAGCCAUACUGCAGCCUCAGGUGGGAGGUUUCCACACUCCCAUGGCACCAGGAACCCGCUCCCACCGGGACAAACCAGCACCCCCUGACAUGUGCCACCAGCCACGGAGCAGGAGGGGCUGAAGACAAGUCCCUGAUCCACUCUCGGAGGGGAAGAAGAAGGGAUGAAGGCGGGAUGUUACCCAUGGCAGUGCCCUGAGGAUCAAGUGCUGGGAGCAGAGGAGCCGUGCCAGGAUGGUUGUGGGUGGAUGCCUGACCCAGACUGGGCUGAGCUUUGUGCUCUCUGCUGUGUCCUUGGCCUUUCCAGCAGCUGUAGGGAGAGCUUUGGCAUGUGGGCUUGAGAAGAGCAAUGAUGCAGUCACCAGAUAACUCAGCACUUCAGAGAGCUGGGGAAAGAGAAAACAGCCUGGCUUUUUCCAUGCUAUGGGACAUCCACUUAUUUUAGUGCAGAGGUCCUCCCCUGAAGACACAUCUCCCAUGGACUAAACCAGAUUUCCUGUGGACCACAGAAGAGGCUGCAUUCUUGUGAAUGUGCUCUCAAACAUAUUAAUUUGGGUGCAAAUAAUCACUGGUGCUGACAGGAUGCAGGUGUAGUUACCUUGAACAUACAAGAUCUUUGUUCUUCAGCCAAGGGUGAGAGCCAGGGUGUGCAAUCUGUGUGUUCUGGGAUGCUGUUUUCCCUUGGUUUAGACAAAUUCCUAAUGGCACAGCAAACAAAUACCUUUCUCCAGAGAAUGGUGACUACCAGCAAGGCUUAGGAAAUUUCCCAUCAUUUAUAAAUUAUGUGAUUGUUUAGAAAAGAUAAAAUAUAGGAUAAGCUUUAAAAAAUCCCCAAA